Messenger RNA from Penicillium crustosum, 1041 nucleotides. RefSeq lists its product as uncharacterized. The coding region runs from base 1 to 1041 and encodes 346 amino acids. Gene Ontology annotation, molecular function: oxidoreductase activity, acting on the CH-OH group of donors, NAD or NADP as acceptor. The record is from RefSeq and is a predicted model, not a curated record. The transcript has 3 exons. NCBI's taxonomy places the organism in Eukaryota, Fungi, Ascomycota, Eurotiomycetes, Eurotiales, Aspergillaceae.
AUGGCGGCGACCAAGGUUAUUCUUACCGGUGUUAAUGGAUACAUUGGGAGUCAUAUCCUGGAGGUGCUCCUGGCUCAUGGCCUAUCCGUCCGAGGCAUAGUGCGUUCAGAGCAGACGGCAGACCGGGUAAGAGGUGAUUUUCCCAACGCGGGGGAUCGCUUAGACUUCACCAUUGUUCCCGACAUCACGAAACCUGGAGCAUAUGACGAGGCACUACAAUCAGACCCAUCAAUCCGCUACAUCAUCCACACCGCUAGUCCUCUGAACUACUCGAGUGGGAAAUCGGUGGCGGACUUCGUCCAGCCAGCCGUGCAAGGUACGCGGGAGAUGCUCAACGCGACAGCUCGGCAUGGAAAAAAUAUCCAGCGGGUUGUCAUCACCGGCAGCUUCUCUGCAAUUGGGAACCCGAAGGAUAUGCAGGGCAAUGGGAAAGUGUACACCUCACGCGACUGGAAUCCAGUCACGGCGGAAGAGGUCAAUGCGGAAAACCCCCGGUUGGCAUACUGGUUUAGCAAAACGCUUGCCGAAAGAGCAGCAUGGGAUUUUAUGAAAACGGCCUCUAGAGGCUUCGAUUUGGUCUUUCUCAAUCCUCCAAUGGUUCAUGGACCCCUGCGCCAUUCUGUUGAAUCGAUCGAUGAUUUGAACGUGACCACUGCUAACAUCUGGAAUGGCUUUCUCAACGGAACAGCAGAAAUCCCUCUCCCUGCAGAGUGGGUGCAUGCCGAUAUUGAUGUCCGGGAUCUUGCCAAGGCACAUUAUAAAGCUAUGUUCGCAGAAUCGGCAUCGAAUAAACGCUAUCUGGUGACGCGGGGACGUAUCUGCAACCAAGAGAUUUCGGAUCUUCUCUACGAGGCUCUUCCGGAAGCCAGACAUAGGAUCCCACGUGGGCAGCCUGGAACUAGUUCCCUCCCUAAGAAUGCGUUUGAUGUCGACGGAUCAGAAGCUGUUAAGGAUCUGGGGUUGAAGUUCCGCCCCGCUAAGGAUACGUUUCGAGACCUGGGUAGGCAGUUGUUAGAUAUUGAAGCGAGGUCUAUUUCUUAA